Symsagittifera roscoffensis is the source of this 1038-nucleotide messenger RNA. RefSeq lists its product as uncharacterized. The record is from RefSeq and is a predicted model, not a curated record. The coding region runs from base 7 to 534 and encodes 175 amino acids. Gene Ontology annotation, cellular component: endomembrane system; membrane; endoplasmic reticulum. The transcript has 5 exons. Lineage: Eukaryota; Metazoa; Xenacoelomorpha; Acoela; Convolutidae.
GUCAUCAUGCUUCAGCUUGUGUCGGUGUGUGCGUUUGUUUUGGCGCUGACUUCCAUGGCCUGGUGCGAUUCGUGUGUGGGCGGGAAAGUGAAUCCGAAAGUGUUUGUCUCGAGUGACGCAGUCCUCACUCCUGACUCUGUGGUGGUAGUGGGCGAGUUCACAGUGCAGUGCUCAAACAGGCCACAGAGUUUGAACUUCCUGGCGGAGAUGGAAGGAGAGUUUGUACCUGUGACCAAAUCCAUCGACGGAGAGUCUUACCAGUUCACUGUGACGAGAAAGCCAAAACAGCUGUCAGUUGGAGUGCACACUGUUAAUCUGUACGACGAACAAGCCACUGCUCAGCUCAGAAAGGCGCAAGCAGCCGGCCAGAGUGUAGGAGAAGCUAUUAGGUCUGUGGAGCCCACUUUCUCAGUGCCAGUCGACUACCAGGGACCCAGUCGGGGUCUCAUUGUGCCCAGUGAGCUGGUAGCUCUAGGAGGCGGAAUCAGUCUCAGUCUGAUUGCAAUCCACGCCAGGAAAACCAUAUCCAAGUGAAACCAUGAAUUGAGUAUAAGACAUCACCAGGCCAUGACACGACACGUGCGGUCAUGACCAAUCAUCAUGUACCCGACAUAUGCUUUAUGUGCUUCGUCUUAUGUAAACGUUUCGCAUAAUUUAAAAUUAUAAAUCCAAUUAAAAGUGCCUAAAUUGGGUUCAACGGUGGUAUCGUAGUCUGUAAUUUUUCAUUUUUUCAAACUCAUGCUGCUUAAUAGCAAUUGUUAGAAAAAUGGAAGUGUAAAGAAUUGUUAAACAUUAAGUCGCAUUAUUUGGACGCAUUACUUGUGUAUCGAUGGCUUCAGGUUUCUAAAUGUUGAAAAAAGCAGACCAAAAUAUUUAUGAAAGCUAAUUGGUUUCGGUUUUGUACGUGUUUUUGGCAGCGUUUGACUUGAUAAUAAAAUAUGUUUAAUUUAGAGCAGCGCAAGCUAUAUAAUUGAAGGUGUUGGCUUAUUGUUGAAUGAUUGUGCUGUAAAUUUGUUGAAAUAUAAGAUAUUGAUAAGU